Molecule: messenger RNA, 471 nt
Organism: Diospyros lotus (date-plum)
Lineage: Eukaryota; Viridiplantae; Streptophyta; Magnoliopsida; Ericales; Ebenaceae
Exons: 1
Coding region: 1-471 (156 amino acids)
Source: RefSeq, a predicted model, not a curated record
AUGGAAUUCUUGAAGGAUUACGAUUGUACGAUCCAGUACCACCCCGGGAAGGCAAAUGUUGUGGCUGAUGCAUUAAGCAGGAAAAGGCCUGCUCUGAUCGCUAAUUUGAUGGCCCGGGAGUGGGGACUGGUGGAGGCUUUUAGCCAUUUGUCAGUGGGCACGAUUCCUAAAAGAACGUCCGUCUACGUCGCUGGCCUAGUGGUUCAUUCCCAUCUGGUGGAACAAAUCCGACAAGCUACUCUGGAAGACACGAGGGUGAAGUUGUGCGUAGAUGACCGGGGAAGGGUCAAAAACCCUAACUUCAGUUUUUCUAAUGGUAUAUUACGGUUCAUGGACCGAAUAUAUGUGCCCAGGGUCAAGGAAUUGAGGCAAACCAUUCUGGGAGAGGCGCACCGAGCCAAAUAUGCUAUCCACCCUGGUGCUACCAAAAUGUACAGGGACUUGAGAAAUUUGUACUGGUGGCCGGAAUGA